This is a messenger RNA of Vicia faba (fava bean), 753 nucleotides long. The record is from the annotation of a GenBank genome assembly. NCBI's taxonomy places the organism in Eukaryota, Viridiplantae, Streptophyta, Magnoliopsida, Fabales, Fabaceae.
AUGAAGAAAGACGCUAGAAACGACGAGUCAGAAGACCCGAAACUUUGGGGAGCGCUUCUGUUCGGCUUAAUUGGCGCCACCGCCACUACUCUCGUCUUCGGUCAGCUACGGAAGACUGCUGAAUGGCUAUCUCUGCUAUCUAGGUCUCAAGGGUGGAAAGGAAAAAGUGGGAGUACUUAUAGGACAGCUUUUCAGGAAGAGGCAUGGAGAAAACAUAAUAAACGAAUGCAAGAGGAGUAUGAAGAGGAGAUGGAGAGAGUUGUGAGUUUUCUUUCUUCUUUUAUUUAUCUGGCUGGGUUUGUUAUCGUCAUUGUUGUGAUAAAUUUUAUUGGUCUAGGCAGGGAACGAAUAAGGCGUAUGCAAAACGUGUUUAACAGAGAAAGAAAUAAGUACAAAAGAGGCUAUGAAAGCUGGAAGGAACAUGGUCCUAGCCCAUAUCAUCAACAUUUCCAAAGAGAAGAUUGGUAUUGGAAGACUGAUACUUCAUACAAAAACAGGAGGACUAAUUAUCGAGAAACUCCAAGAGAGAGCAGAAACUAUGCAUUAUCACAUCACUAUUCAGUUUUGGGUCUUGACAGGUUUAGGAAAGCACCAUAUUCAGACGCUGAAAUUAAGUCAGCAUUUAGGACAAAGGCAAAGGAGUAUCAUCCUGAUCAGAACCAGGAUAAUAAAGACGUUGCUGAAGCCAAGUUCAAAGAAGUGAUGACUUCAUUCGAGGCCAUAAAACAAGAGAGAAAUAACCAAAAUCUGUAA